AUGUUGGUAGUUUUAGUUGAAAAUCCUUCUAUAGAAGUCAUGAUUUAUAACCUUAAUUCAAAUUCUUGGAAGGUUUUGGAUUCACCAUUUGAGGGUGCGACAGCUUUUGAUGAUCAAGUUAGAGGUGUUUUCAUUGGUAAGGCUUUGCAUUGGGUUAUGAGAGAUUGGAAUUUCAUGGAUGUUUUUGUUGUUGCCUUUGAUCUGCAAACUGAGCAAUUUUAUUCUAUGCUAUUACCUAAGUACCCCGAUGUUUUUAUUGGUAGGUAUCCAACUUAUGUUGUUGAUAUGUGGGUGAUGAGAAAGUAUACAGAUGAGGAUUCUUGGUUUAAGUAUACUUUGAAGCUCCCAAUUUGCAAAUUGUAUACUUCUGUUGUUCCCAUUGCCUUGACCAAGGGUUAUCACCAUCAUGUUCUUUUACAAAUUAUGUUUGAUAGUUUCAAUGAAAAAUCCAACUCUCUUCUCCUAUACAACUUAAAGAGAAGGUCUGCAACAUUCCUCCAUAAUCCUGUUACACUUUCAACUUUGGCUGCAUGUAUGUCAGAUGCAAACAAUGAAGACAUUGUUAUUACAAUCACAGAUGUUGAAGCAACAAAAACUGUAGCUGAAUAA
Molecule: messenger RNA, 609 nt
Organism: Coffea eugenioides
Lineage: Eukaryota; Viridiplantae; Streptophyta; Magnoliopsida; Gentianales; Rubiaceae
Product: F-box/kelch-repeat protein At3g06240-like
Exons: 3
Coding region: 1-609 (202 amino acids)
Source: RefSeq, a predicted model, not a curated record